AUGUCCGUCUUCAAAAAGAUCAACAAACUUCCUCCUGACUCCCUCUUCGGUCUCAAGGCCCGUAUGUCUGCCGACACCCGUAAAUUCAAAGUCGAUUUGGGGAUCGGUGCCUACAGAGACAACUCUGGUAAACCUUGGAUUUUGCCAUCGAUCAAGAGCGCCGAAAAGAAACUCCAAGAAGACCCAACUUUCAACCACGAAUACUUGCCAAUUGCCGGUAACCCCAAGUUCGUUGACGCCGCAUUGCAAGUUCUUGUCAGUGAUGACGCAGUGUACCGUCAAAUCAAGGACAGAACCGUUUCUGCCCAAACCCUUUCAGGUACUGGUGCUUUGCACUUUGCCGGGACUUUCUUGAGCCGCUUCAUCAACAAGGCCCCAGAGGACAAAAUCAUUUAUGUUUCCGACCCAACCUGGGCUAACCAUAAACAAAUCUUUGAAUUGUUGGGAUUCCAAGUCAAGACUUACCCAUAUUGGAACCCUCUGACCAAAUCGCUCAACAUUAACGAAAUGUUGCAAACUAUUAACAAUGCUUCUUCAGGAUCAAUCUUCUUGUUGCACGCCGUCGCCCAUAAUCCAACCGGUUUAGACCCUACUAAAGAACAAUGGAACUUGAUUUUGGACGCCAUCAAAUCGAAACAACAUUUCCCACUUUUUGACAUUGCUUACCAAGGGUUUGCAUCCGGGUCCUUGGUCGAGGAUUCUUAUUCUUUGAGAUUGGGGAUCCAAAAGUUGUCGAACUCUCCAAUUAUGAUUUGUCAAUCUUUUGCUAAGAACUUGGGGUUGUACGGUGAAAGAGUCGGGGCGGUUCACUUGAUUUUGCCAGAAAUCUUCUCUAAGCACCCUGCGGCCACUGCCGUCAAGACCAACGUUGCUCCAGAUGCCGAAGAAGACCCAGAAGAGUUCAAAGAAGCCGUGGCGUCGCAAUUCAAGAAGAUCACCAGAUCAGAACUUUCUAAUCCUCCGGCCUACGGUUCGAAAGUCGCGGCUGAAGUGUUGACCGAUCCUCAAUUGCGCGCCCAAUGGGAACAAGAUCUUAAGACCAUGAGUAGCAGAAUCUACAGUAUGAGAGUGGCUCUUAGAGACGCUUUGACCAACAAAUACAAGACCCCAGGUAACUGGGACCACAUUGUCAAGCAAAUUGGGAUGUUUUCCUUCACUGGUUUGAGCAAGCAAGAAGUCCAAAGAUUGGAAGAAAAGCACGGGGUGUAUUUGACUAGUACUGGUAGAGCCUCGGUUGCUGGGUUGAACGAAAACAACGUUGACUUUACUGCUCAAGCUAUUGAUGAAGUGGUCAGAUAUUCUCUUAACCAAAAGUUAUAA
Saccharomycopsis crataegensis is the source of this 1320-nucleotide messenger RNA. It is a transcript of the gene AAT2, whose product is annotated as aspartate transaminase AAT2. The coding region runs from base 1 to 1320 and encodes 439 amino acids. NCBI's taxonomy places the organism in Eukaryota, Fungi, Ascomycota, Saccharomycetes, Ascoideales, Saccharomycopsidaceae. The record is from RefSeq and is a predicted model, not a curated record. Gene Ontology annotation, biological process: L-aspartate biosynthetic process. Gene Ontology annotation, molecular function: L-aspartate:2-oxoglutarate transaminase activity; pyridoxal phosphate binding. Gene Ontology annotation, cellular component: cytosol. The transcript has a single exon.